Molecule: messenger RNA, 3351 nt
Organism: Canis lupus familiaris (dog)
Lineage: Eukaryota; Metazoa; Chordata; Mammalia; Carnivora; Canidae
Gene: CDC7
Product: cell division cycle 7
Exons: 12
Coding region: 217-1947 (576 amino acids)
Biological process (GO): protein phosphorylation; mitotic DNA damage checkpoint signaling
Cellular component (GO): nucleus
Molecular function (GO): ATP binding; protein serine/threonine kinase activity
Source: RefSeq, a predicted model, not a curated record
AGUGCGCAUGAGCAACUCGAAGCGGCGAGGCGGGAAGUGCUGCGCAGGCGCGUUUGGCCGACUCGCUAGGUGGGGAGCUCUUGGAGGCGGCGACCCGGGCAUCUGGGGAGCCACAGAAGUCGUAUUCCCUGAAACUUAUUCUAAUUUUCGCAGCUGCUUUGCUCCCCCUGUGGACAUGACCCCUUGGCUGGCAUUUUGCAUCCCACUUGUUUUGUGAUGGAGGCGUCUUUGGGGAUUCACAUGGAUCAACCAAUGGCUUUUUCUCCCCGGCGUCGUGACCAGGUUCAGGUGGAUGGCUCGUUAAAAAAACAUGAGCAGAAUUUUAAACUACCAGGUGUUAAAAAAGAUAUCGAGAAGCUUUAUGAAGCUGUACCACAGCUUGGUAAUCUGUUUAAGAUUAAGGACAAAAUUGGAGAAGGCACUUUUAGCUCUGUUUAUUUGGCCACAGCACAGUUACGAGUAGGACCUGAAGAGAAAAUUGCUCUAAAACACUUAAUUCCAACAAGUCAUCCUAUAAGAAUUGCAGCUGAACUUCAGUGUCUAACAGUGGCUGGGGGGCAAGACAAUGUCAUGGGAGUUAAAUACUGCUUUAGGAAAAAUGAUCAUGUGGUUAUUGCUAUGCCAUAUCUGGAGCAUGAGUCUUUUUUGGACAUUUUGAAUUCUCUUUCCUUUCAAGAAGUACGGGAAUAUAUGUUUAAUCUGUUCAAAGCUUUGAAACGCAUUCAUCAGUUUGGUAUUGUUCACCGUGAUGUUAAACCCAGCAAUUUUUUAUUUAAUAGGCGCCUGAAAAAGUACGCACUGGUAGACUUUGGUUUGGCCCAAGGAACCCAUGAUACGAAAAUAGAGCUUCUCAAAUUUGUCCAGUCUGAAGCUCAGCAGGAAAGCUGCUCACAAAAUAAAUCCCAUGUAAUCACAGGAAACAAGAUUUCAUUGAGUGGCCCAGCAGCACCUAAGGAGUUGGAUCAGCAGCCCACCAUGAAAACUUCUGUUAAAAGGCCCUACACAAAUGCACAAACUCAGAUUAAACAAGGAAAAGAUGGAAAGGAGGGAUCUGUAGGCCUUUCUGUCCAGCGCUCUGUUUUUGGAGAAAGAAAUUUCAAUAUACACAGCUCCAUUUCACAUGAGAGCCCUGCAGUGAAACUUAUGAAGCAGUCAAAGACUAUGGAUGUACUAUCUAGAAAGUUAGCGACAAAAAAGAAGGCUAUUUCUACAAAAGUUAUGAAUAGUGGUGUGAUGAGGAAAACUGCCAGUUCUUGCCCAGCUAGCCUGACCUGUGACUGUUAUGCAACAGAUAAAGUUUGCAGUAUUUGCCUUUCAAGGCGGCAACAGGUUGCCCCUAGGGCGGGUACACCAGGAUUCAGAGCACCAGAAGUUUUGACAAAGUGCCCCAAUCAAACUACAGCAAUUGACAUGUGGUCUGCAGGUGUCAUAUUCCUUUCUUUGCUUAGUGGGCGAUAUCCAUUUUAUAAAGCAAGUGAUGAUUUAACUGCCUUGGCUCAAAUUAUGACAAUUCGUGGAUCCAGGGAAACUAUCCAAGCUGCUAAAACUUUUGGCAAAUCAAUAUUGUGUAGCAAAGAAGUCCCAGCACAAGACUUGAGAAAACUCUGUGAGAAGCUCAGAGGUAUCGAUUCUAACACUCCCCAAUUAACAAGUGAUACACAAGGGCCUGCUUCUCAUGACCCAAGUUUUUCAGAGAAGACUGACCAUAAAGCUUCUCACCUUAUACAGACACCUCAAGCACUGCCCUCAGGGAAUUCACUGUGUAAAGGGGACAGUAACGGCUGUGGGCGUGGUUUGAAUAUGGAUACUGCCGAUUUAGAAGGCUGGAAUGAGGUACCUGAUGAAGCUUAUGACCUUCUUGAUAAACUUCUAGAUCUAAAUCCAGCUUCAAGAAUAACAGCAGAAGAGGCUUUGUUGCAUCCUUUUUUUAAAGAUAUGAGCUUGUGAUGAUUGUUCUUCAUAUAAUGUUUGCUGUUGUGUAUUAUGAGACAGGUGAAAAAGAGUUCCUUAUAAGAGCUAUAACUUCUUGAUUAGAGACCAGGGCAGGAUAAAUAAUUUAUUUUAAAAUUUUAGUAUUUGCUCUUUGGCAGAUUCUAAAAUAUGGAUUAAGAUUAAAGACACCUGGGAUAGUUCUUUAGGCUUACUACAUACAUGAUCUUUGAGUAAGAUUUACCCAAGUACCAAAAAAAAAAAAAAAGAUCUACCCAAGUAGAAUCAGAUCUUUCACUUCCCUAAUUACUUGUCACUGCCAUAUGCAGAAAAAGCAACUGUUUUACCCUAGUAUAUAGGAAUCUGAGGUGUAAGUCUUAAAAUUAACAGAUGUGAUCAGGACUAAAUGAGUCAAAAGAGUUAUUUUAUUGGUUCCUUUAAGUUAUGGCUAUGUGUACUUCUAGAAAACUCAACCCGGUGCUGAUGCUCUAACCAUUCUGUAGGUAAAGGAGAUCAUUUCCUCUUCUGGAGGCAUAUAUUAUACCUUUUAUGAACACUAAAAGCAAUUAAUGAGAAAAUGUUGGAGGUAAUAUCACUUAAAAUUGAAUUUAACUUAUCCUCAAAGUAUUUUGUUAAAGCAUUUUUGUGUGAAUUGCCAUGUUUUUCUUAAUGGUUUCUCUCUUGAUUUUUCCACUUUCUCCAUCCCCACAUAACACAUUCUCCUUGGAAAUAAUAUGUGCUUUCCACAGAGUUUCUGGGUACUUUGUUAAAUAUUGCAUGUGUUUACAGUUGGGAACUCACUGCAUACACUGGUCGAUUAAAGGGAAGCUGCAGAACCAAGGUGAAGGCUGAUAGUCCAAAAUGCUUUUCUUUUUCUCACCAUCUUAGGUGUAAUUAGGUAGCUGCUAAAAGGGAAAGUAAAUACAGCCUUGAGAAUAUUAUUGGUUAUUUUUUCCUCUGUGUUGAGUCAUCAGGAUCUCUGUAUCUUGUUAUAAAUAAGUUGGUCCUGCUCAAGGAAGAUUGACUACUAGAGUGUUGGGUGCGUUGGAAAGAGAGAUAAGUGCACAAAGUAGAAGAGGACCAGAGAUAGAGAUUUAUGUAUUACUAUAUUCCAAAAUGAUACAUAUCAAUGACAGUAUAUCAAAUGCUCUCUGUGAGAAAUAAGUCACGGGAUAUGGAUCUGCUGAAAACUUUCCCAUUUAGUAGGGAUAGAGUAUAGUGUAGAAACAGCUUAGGGAUCUAGAACAUACAUUCUGUUAUUUUGUGCAUUCAAGUAAGUAUGUCACCUACCCUAUUUGGUAAGUAUAGUAUAUACAGAAACCAUUGCCACAAAUAUGCUCUGUAUUCUCAUAAUAUAAUCUUAAAAAAUAACUUGAAUGUUCUUAAAUUUGUAUGUUUAAUAAAGUUAUUUUAUAUUUUUUA